AUGGCCUACGAUGACAUUUUGCCGUACCUCGGCGGAUUCGGAACAUAUCAGUUGCGCACCUACGUGUUGCUAUGUCUGCCGGCAAUCUCCUGCGCAUUCCACAAGUUGGCCGGUGUGUUUCUGCUUGCCGCACCGGAUUACCGGUGCCGGUUGCCGUACGAGCUGGAUAACGCUUCCUACCCGCUACCAACCGACCGGCUCACACUGGCCUACCCGAUCGACACACUAACGGGCAAGUACUCAACGUGCAACUAUCUCGAUGCGAACUUUACCGACGAUUACUGGGCCGGAGGAACGCCGGCCGCCGAUGUCCGUGCCUGCCAUCAGUGGGUUUACGAUCGUAGCAAGUUCGAAAGUAGCACCGUCACGGAAUGGGACAUGGUGUGCGAUCGGAGCUGGCUGCGUGCAUCAGCCGACUCGCUUUUUAUGGUGGGCGUAAUGGUGGGUAGCAUAGUGUUCGGGUACCUCUCGGACAAGUACGGCCGGAAGCCCAUCUUCUUUGCGUCGCUAGUGCUGCAGGUGAUCUUUGGCGUGCUGGCCGGUAUUGCGCCCGAGUUUUUCACCUACACGCUGGCCCGGAUGGUGGUCGGUGCAACUACGUCCGGUGUGUUCCUGGUAGCGUAUGUGAUCGCGAUGGAAAUGGUAGGACCAAGCGAUCGUUUGUAUGCCGGAGUCGUGUGCAUGAUGUUCUUCUCCGUCGGGUACAUGCUGACGGCCGGCUUUGCGUACUUCAUUCACGAUUGGCGCAUGCUGCAGAUCGCCCUAACCGUACCCGGCAUACUGUUCCUGUGCUACUGGCUAUUUAUUCCCGAAUCUGCACGCUGGCUACUGUCGAAUGGACGCCCAGCGGAAGCGAUCACUCUCAUCGAGAAGGUUGCCCGCUGCAAUAAGGUUACGGUACCACCGGAAGCGCUGGAAAAAUUGCGCGAGGAAGAUAAAGCUCAACAGCUGGAGGAAACGAACGAACCGAAACCUUCGCUACUCGAUAUCUUCAAACAUCCGAACCUGCGCCGGAAAGCGAUGCUCAUCUUUUUCGACUGGUUCGUCAACAGUCUCACGUACUACGGACUGUCCUGGAACACGAACAACCUUGGUGGAAAUCCGUUGCUUAACUUUGUCAUCAGCGGUGCGGUGGAAAUUCCGGCUUACUCGUUCCUGCUGCUCACACUCAACCGCUGGGGCCGACGGACGAUCCUGUGCGGGUGUAUGAUCUUCGCCGGCACAAUGCUCCUGACGACGAUGGUAGUUCCUGCCUCCCAGCAGUGGCUUAUCGUCGUGCUGGCGAUGUUGGGAAAGAUGGCCAUUACCUCGAGCUACGGUACCGUGUACGUAUUUUCGGCCGAACAGUUCCCAACGGUCAUCCGUAACGUGGCACUCGGUGCAUCGUCCACUAGUGCGCGUGUUGGUGGCAUACUGGCACCGUACUUCAAUUUGCUCGGUGACUACUGGCAACCAUUGCCGCUGCUCAUCUUCGGUGCGCUGGCAUUCGUUGGCGGUGUGCUGUCGCUGCUGCUGCCGGAAACGCACAACCAAAAGCUGCCGGAAACGAUAGCGGAUGGAGAAAACUUUGGCAAACAGAAGUCGGUACCGGGUGAAGAAGGUGCUGCUAGUGGUGGUGGUGGUAACAUCGUCGGGAACAGCGAUCGUGAUGUGGAGCGUACGGCGGAAGAAAUGCAAGUGCUGAGAAAACCGGAACCCCCCUUAACGGAAGGCGAAGAAGAUAUUGAUUCGACUGCGUUGAAAGAGGGAGGAGACAAUGCAAAGCAAAAGUAUUGA
This is a messenger RNA of Anopheles maculipalpis, 1776 nucleotides long. Its product is annotated as organic cation transporter protein-like. Gene Ontology annotation, cellular component: membrane. Bases 1 to 1776 code for a protein of 591 amino acids. The record is from RefSeq and is a predicted model, not a curated record. NCBI's taxonomy places the organism in Eukaryota, Metazoa, Arthropoda, Insecta, Diptera, Culicidae. Gene Ontology annotation, molecular function: transmembrane transporter activity. The transcript has a single exon. Gene Ontology annotation, biological process: transmembrane transport.